GCAAAUUUGCGCAGAUGAUCCACUAGUGGAGGCGAAGCUAGAGAGAUGGGUUUGGCAUAUCUUCUCAAACGACGGCCUCCAUGAGCUUGUUCUCCGACCAUUUUCUGUCUCCAUGCGCGGUGAGCAGUUCUGUUUAGAUGUGCCCAAGCUUCCUGUGCUUUCCGACUGCAAAGCCUUCAACUCCCUCAAUUCCAUACAUCUAUCUGAAUUGAGAGUGACGGAAGGUCUAAUACAACACUUGGUCCUAAAUUGCCGGUUGUUGGAGAACCUCGAAUUGAGCUACUGCUACAUUGUUGGUAAUAUCAGAAUCCAUGGCGGUACCCAUCUCCGUCUCAAGAAUCUGACGAUAAGCCAUUGCUUUAGCCGGUACUGGCAGUUGGACAUAGUUGCGCCCAACCUCUCCACUUUCACCUUCGUGGACGACAGACUGAUCGACACCAAGCACAUUUUAUGCCGUCUCUGACGACUGCCAUGGUUUCCUUUGUUGGGCAACUUGAUGAUCCUCGUACAGACGAUGGUGCCUUGGUAGCAUUUCUUAAAGGAUUUGCCAACGUAACGACGUUGUUCUUGCAUUUUCGUCCUUUUCAUCGGAGAAAGCUUUUUUUCCAACCUCAUCCUGAUCUGCUUUUUCACUUCCUCAAUUUGGUGGAACUGCAACUUGUUAUCAGUCGAGGACGCCUCGUGUGGUGGGAUUUGUGGAUUUUAUUGAUGGCAUGCCCCUGUCUUCAGAAUCUCCUUCUUUCGUUCCCGCUCAAUGAGGAGACGGAUGACUACAUCGGCAAGUUUCGGAAUUCAUUCGAGAGGCCGAAUGAGAUUCCCAAUUGUCUGAUUCAUCAUCUUAAGAGGGUUGAAAUGACGGGCUUUGUUGGAGAUGAAGACGACAUGCAAUUGAUUGCACUCAUAUUGAAAGUGGCGAUUGCACUUGAACGAGCCCAUAUUUGUAUCGCUAAAAGAUGCUGCUGCAUCAAAGGAGGAGAUUGCUGCAUCAGUGCAAAAGAUGCCCAAAAAGUCUAG
This is a messenger RNA of Nymphaea colorata (pocket water lily), 1014 nucleotides long. Its product is annotated as putative FBD-associated F-box protein At5g56820. The record is from RefSeq and is a predicted model, not a curated record. The transcript has 3 exons. Bases 451 to 1014 code for a protein of 187 amino acids. Lineage: Eukaryota; Viridiplantae; Streptophyta; Magnoliopsida; Nymphaeales; Nymphaeaceae.